Molecule: messenger RNA, 909 nt
Organism: Parathielavia appendiculata
Lineage: Eukaryota; Fungi; Ascomycota; Sordariomycetes; Sordariales; Chaetomiaceae
Exons: 1
Coding region: 100-555 (151 amino acids)
Source: RefSeq, a predicted model, not a curated record
UUGCGUUUGGACAACAGGAGUGGGAGCAACGGGAGGACCUGAGUAUAUGACCUUUAUAAGAUUAAACUGGCUACCACUGGGCAAUGAAGGCUUGUCGCCAUGUUUGACGAACAAGGAGUGCCUCACGGACAGCAGGAUGAGACAAAGUCAGUUUGUCGAGGGUCCUGGACCUGGCAUUGGAGUUGCGUUCGGACAGGCCAUCGUUCCGACCUCCGAAGUUCCAACCCUACGACAAAGCCGAGUUUCUCCGGUGCCAGAGGCGUGGCAGGGCUGAGAAAUGCUGCGCUCUUCGAGCCACCGCCCACAGUCCUGCCCGACGCUCAGGUCAGAGGUCGGAUCGCACUGGAUGCCCGGGAUGGUGAGGGAUUAGCGAGAUCGAGGUGUUUGGAAGCACACCGCCAUGCCAAAUCUGGGCGUACACACAACAACACACGGCGGCUAGUUUUGUGGCUUGCAGGUGACGACAAAUACGGAUUAAUGUCGUCGUGGUAUCCGAAUCAAGUAAAGAAUGAUAAAGCCACUGUGGCUGACGAAGCUCAGCUCAGGGCUGUGUGAGAGUUAGGUAGGUAUGGAUUGUGAAAUUGUAAUCCACUGUGCCAAUGUGAUUGGAGGGUAAUACACCUGCGGACAGAAAACCCUGGUCUAAGAGUAAAGAACGUCAAAUACCAAUCUUAUAGUCGGAGGUACAGAAAUUACCUACAGCAGAUGUAGAGGAUGAUGUGCUCCGGAUUGAUUGGAAGGAUUCAAAGGCGGCUGUCACUUCUUGCGAAGCGCAGAAGCGAUGCCGUUCAUUGUGGGCUGAGUUAAUGGCCAAAAUGGGCCGUUUCUGGGAGAAGGUUCAACAAGAUGGCAACAUGUAGGGAAUCUUCUUGCUCAGGGUCCCGACGGAAGGAGAAUCAUGUGCGGUGG